This is a messenger RNA of Bactrocera oleae (olive fruit fly), 7360 nucleotides long. NCBI's taxonomy places the organism in Eukaryota, Metazoa, Arthropoda, Insecta, Diptera, Tephritidae. The record is from RefSeq and is a predicted model, not a curated record.
GGCGAGUGCCAUGGAGAAGACAACUAAACUUUCGCACGACAGGAUAUGCUCAUUCUUUAUUGAUUUUCAUAUGGAUAAGUUGAAUAACAAGUCAAAGCAAUGCGCCCGUGAAUAAGACAGCUUUACUUACAGUGGGGAGUCCGUAUUGAAUAGUUCAGGUCAAAGUGAAAAUAAAAGGCUAAUCAAAUCAAAUGUUUGAUUAAAUAAUUCCCCUAAGCUGCUAAAGUGUUACAUAAAAAAUAUAGAGAAAAAUUUUAGCGGACUUAAAUAAAUAAAUUCAUUGUGUAACAGCUCGAAGAAAUGUGCUAAUUGUUAAAUUAUUAUUGCUUUACGUUAAACACACACAUUUUUAAAUGUUGCGAAAAAUGUAUCCUAGCCGAGUGAAGAAAUAGAGGUCAAAGGAGAACCAUUGAUUUUACAAAAUACAUGUUAUUUAAGUCGACUUGUCGUUUAAUAUUGUUUGCCAAAAGCUGAAAAUAGAAGUUAAAAAAGUGAAUUAUGCCUGCAAUAAGAUGUAAUUAUAUAAUUAAAAUUUGCAAAAUGUAAAGUGCAAAGGAAUCCGACUUAGUGAACCACUGUACAUCUGCACAGGGGUGCUCCUGAAACUUAAAGUCAUAGUGACCCGUAUGCGUACAUAUACGUAUAUUCAUCCGUAUGUAUGUACAUGUGUACGAGUACAAUAAGUCAUUUUGAGUAUCGGAAUUUUAGGUACAAUGGGAAACUGAAGGAUGUGUUAAGUGUUUUUUUUUUCGGUAUGCUCGGUGCUCGAUACAAGUGUGUAUUUAUGUGUAUAUAUAAUUCAUGAAUAUAUAUGUACAUAUACAUACAUAUAUGCAUACCGAUAUGCUUACGUAGAUAUGUAUAGAUCACAGUAUGUGCAGUACUGUUCGCGAUGACGAAGAAAGUGAAUGUGCAUCAUUCAUAUUCAAUGAAAAUGAAAACAAUUACAUAAUCAAAUAAAAUUCUUCAUUCAGCAGCAGCGCAGUUACCAAAAUAGUUAUAAAUUAAAGUAAAAGUACCUGUUUGAAAUUCAAAGCGUUAAAAAAACAAAAAGUAUAAAAAAAAAUUAAAAAACAUAAAUCGCCACCCUAGUAUUUCCUAAUCCCAAAUCGAAAUUUACAAAUCUAAUUUUAUGAAACGCGUAAGUUUUUCACAAUUCAAAUAAAGCAGAUAUUUAAUCCGAAAAUACCAAAAAAUCGAGAACGCGGUGCAGCGGUAAAAGUGUGAAAAUGUUACGGUGUUUCGGAAAUUCGAAAUAGGAAGCAUGCCAAGAACAUAAGUUAUAUAAUUAUUACAGUGCCGAUUUUACCACAGCUUUUGUUACAACACGAAAUGUACGCUUAGUGUACGAAUUGUAACUGCUUUUGGCAAAAUACUUAAAUAAAUGUAAACGAAUAAGGUAUUUAACCAAUGAAGUAGAUAAUUUUAAUAUUACAAUCAAAGAAAAAACACACAAUUACUUUUAACGCUCAAAUACUUAUUUUGUAUGUAAUUAAUAUUAUUAGCGAGUAUGCCAAUAUUCUUAACUGAUUACUUACAUAUAAACGUAACAAUUACCGUAGUAACUAGCAACAUCGAUACUCUCUCCCUGCCUAUUUAAUAAUUGUAAAAACAUACAUAUGUGCGUAGCAGUUCCCAUUAGAAAUUCAAGUGCUAUUGUACCUACAGCUCUACAGUAAAGUAAUACAUAUAUACAUACAUAUAUAUAUAUAUAUAUACUAUAUCUAUAUAUAUAGUAAAAUAACAAAUUUACACGAGUACGUAUAGUUUAUAUUCGUUUUUCGUACUGUACCCACCAAAACCACAAUAGAAUCUACAACGGCAACGAAAUCUUCAUAUACCACAAUAUAGAGGACGCGUCGAACGACUACUGAAAAGCAAAGCACAAUUAAAAAGUGGAAGUGCAAAGUUGAAUGGAAUCUGGCGCAUCUGCGACACUACCACCCAAUCAGACACCUACCCACCACCACCCAUCUACCGUUCAACCGAGGAAAGCUAAAUGAAGUGAACUCCUACCUCGGCACUCGUACAAAGUAUACCCACUGCACAAUAUACGAUAACAUGUUUGUUUCCGCAUGUCAAUAAUCCAUAUGCAGUACGUACUCGUAUGUAUAUGUUUCUGUACACACACAUAUAUCAAGGAUAUUCGUGCAAACACGUACGUACGUAGUGACAAAACCGUAAAAGUUUCGCCAACGCAAUUAUAAAAGUGAACGAGCAAAAAUAAAGUAGUGAAAGGUAUGGUGACAGACAACUGCGCUGGCAGUGUGAGCAGUGUCCCGCAUACCGAUCGUUCACGCUAAGCUUCUUGUGGAGAUAAAAUGCACGUUAAACAUACUCAGCGCAGAGUUAGUGGACCUGGAGCAUUUGGAACAUCCAACAAUCAAUGCGAUAGCAGAGAAAACUUGAACAGCGAUCAACAACAGCAACAGAUACCGUAUCAACAACAUCAGCAGCGUCUGUAUCAGCAACAGCAACAAUAUCGACAGCAACAACAUUCCCAUCCGCAUUUAUUGCGACAGUCUCUGAUCAACCUCACGAGCGCACACAACAUCUCAAAUAAUAUCGGUGUUUCGAACGCAUCGGAACAGAACACAACAAGUAAUAGAAACGGUGCAGUCGCGCCAUCGUCGUCGUCCCUUAACUACCCCAACACCAACACCAACGCCAACAGCAAUUCCAAUACCAAUAUCAAGACCACCAAUACCAACGCCAACACCAACACAUUACACAAAUUUAUUUCCUGCAGUUGCGAAUCACUGAAAUGUGCCACAUCAGCUGUUGCGGUUAAGUCAUCGAAAAAGCGAUCGGGCCACAGUUCUGGUGAUCCCGACAGUGAAUCAUUGCUCGACAGCCAAAACGCCGAUUAUACUGAUUACAACGUUACUUACUUGAGUACUGGCCACACUGGACACAGUGCGGGUUGCAUCAGCAGCAGCAUUAGUGGUGGGGGUGGUGAUGAUCAGCGAUCGUUGCAGAGCGAAUAUCUAUCAAGUCGUAUUAGCGGCGUUUCCAAACAGCAUUCGUACGACAGCAGUUAUAGCGGGCAACUGCAUGGUCUGACCUUAACCGCCAGGGAGCGUAAUAGUGAUACUGAACAACACCAACAACAACAAUUGGACUGUAUUGCCAAUUCAACACGAGUGCCAAACAGUCCAAUUAGUUGCACACACAGUAAUUACAGCAAUCAAAGUAAUAUCAGUGCGGGAACUGGUGCCGACGCCGGAGGGGGUGGAAGUGGUGGUGGUGGAAGUGACGUCGUCGGAGAAGAAGGCGGUGGUCCGUCCACCGUAUGUGACGCAUAUAAGAAUUACACUAAUUACGCCACCACCAAUAGUAAUAGCACAAGUUACGGCAACGACUUCAAUGACGACUUCAAGCAUAUAGUCGUUCAUAAUUUCAGCAAUUCCGAUCCAAUAACUCGUUGUAACACCGUAAGCGGUGAAAGUGGCGGCGGCGACGGUGCCGUUAGCAUCAACGACACUUUAAACACUCACUGUUCGCCACUGAAGCCACAUUACAGCGAUUGUAAUAUAUAUGCGAAACAGCAAGCUGAGUAUUUUUCGAAUUUAAAAAGUGAUUUUGAUCAACAUGCGCAGCACGGUGAUAAGCAGCAGUUAGUUAAUAAGACAUAUAUCUUCAAGUGUCUCGCUAAUAGCCCCUCAUUCCUCAGAUCCAACAAGAUUAAGGAACAAUCGAAGAAACUACGCAACUUGUCGCUGAAAAACCGUACGGCUAAAAAGAAGGGUCAAAUUAUAAGCAAAUCGAAUGCGGUUUCUGAUAAUUCCCUUCAUCCAGGAGAUAAAUACCUCAAUUUAUAUCUAGUCGAGAAGAAAAACUCCCAACAACACUUGCAGCAAUAUCAAUAUCAACAGCAACAACAACCGCAGGCAGGACAAUUCGAAACGAUUGGUAGUGGAACGGAUUCCCGGCCGAUUGCAGGAAGUCGAAAGCAACAGCAACAACUCCUCGAUCAGCAGCCAGUAGUUGCAUCGCUUAGCAGAAAUCUGCAACAGCAACAGUGCCUCGUUAACGGUUCGGUUCGAACGCAUCCCACAUAUCGACAUCAGUCUUCAAUUAAACGCGCUUCGAAAGAUUAUAGCUGUACACUCACACCAACGCCAUCGACGCAUAGGAAUCCAAAGGCCGCAUCCAACAACCAUAAAAGCUGCAAUCUGAACGACAACGGCAACAAGCUAAGUGUUAGCACGAAUUCGUGCAACAAACUGCACGUGUCCGCUGCGGGUACACAUCCUUAUGCCACUUCGCCCAAAAGUUCGCUAUCGAGUAAUGGACAUCUGAACAAAUAUUGUCUGACGGACAUAAGUCGUCGACGGAAGGCGGCGUUUAAUCGACAACUUAGCGCCCCAACUGAUUAUACGCAUUCUUCCAAUAACGGUAACGGCAAUAGCGGCUCACAUUCAGCUAACGAGGCCACGUGCGAGUCGACAUCGACUGUAGCCAGUGCAGGCGUGGGCCCGGCAACGGCAAAGACGUCCACAUCGCUACAAAAUUCCGUUCUAAUAAAACCAACAUCCACAUCCAAUUCGUGCACGAACAGUUUCAAUCGAAGACACAUUAAGCGCCAGAAGAAUAACAAAUUAAAUGAGAGAUUAAUUCAUGGAGACAGUGAAGAAUCUGUACGCUGUUCAUAUUGCUCCGUUUUGAAUGAGAACGACUUACGUAUAUCUUUCGAAAAUACCUGCACCGAUUCUCUAGUAACUGCAUUUGAUGAUGAGGCUUUAUUAAUAUGCGACCAAGGAAACGAAAUGGCAAGAACAAAGGUUCACUUUGAUGACGUGUCGUUAUACGGGACUCCGAAAGAGGAGCCAAUGCCUUCCAUCCCCGUCGUUUCUGAAAAAGUUUCUGCGAAUUUCCUAAAAAGUCAAUUGCAAUCAUGGUUUCAACCGACAGACAAUCGGUUGGCUAUGAAAUUAUUCGGCAGCCGGAAAGCGUUAGUCAAGGAAAGAAUUCGCCAGAAAACUUCCGGACACUGGGUAAUUCAUCCUUGUAGUUCAUUCAGAUUUUAUUGGGACCUUUGUAUGCUUUUAUUAUUAGUAGCAAAUCUUAUAAUCCUGCCAGUCGCAAUAUCAUUCUUUAACGAUGAUCUGAGCACAAGAUGGAUUGCCUUUAACUGCCUAAGUGAUACAAUUUUUUUAAUAGAUAUUGUAGUCAAUUUUAGAACAGGUAUAAUGCAGCAAGACAAUGCAGAACAGGUUAUACUGGAUCCUAAGCUUAUAGCCAAGCAUUAUUUAAAAACAUGGUUUUUUCUGGAUCUUAUAUCUUCGAUCCCACUUGACUACAUUUUUUUGAUUUUCAAUCAAGUAAAGGAUUUCUCCGAUUCUUUUCAAAUACUUCAUGCCGGUCGUGCUCUACGUAUUCUUCGCCUAGCUAAGUUACUUUCUUUGGUUAGAUUGCUGCGUCUUUCCAGGCUUGUGCGAUAUGUCUCACAAUGGGAGGAGGUAUAUUUCCUUAAUAUGGCAUCAGUCUUUAUGAGGAUCUUCAAUCUGAUUUGUAUGAUGCUACUUAUCGGCCAUUGGAGCGGCUGUUUGCAGUUUUUAGUGCCAAUGCUACAAGGUUUUCCAUCGAAUUCAUGGGUAUCAAUUAACGAGUUGCAGGAGUCAUAUUGGCUAGAGCAGUAUUCAUGGGCUUUAUUUAAGGCGAUGUCUCAUAUGCUGUGCAUUGGCUAUGGCAGAUUCCCACCGCAGUCAUUGACGGAUAUGUGGCUGACAAUGCUUUCGAUGAUAUCGGGAGCCACAUGUUAUGCACUCUUCUUAGGUCAUGCGACCAAUUUGAUACAGAGCUUGGAUUCAAGCAGGCGGCAAUAUCGUGAAAAGGUGAAACAGGUGGAGGAAUACAUGGCCUAUCGAAAGCUACCACGUGACAUGCGCCAAAGAAUUACUGAGUACUUCGAGCAUCGAUAUCAAGGAAAGUUUUUCGACGAAGAAUGUAUACUUGGAGAGCUAAGUGAAAAACUGCGAGAGGAUGUAAUAAAUUACAACUGUAGAUCUCUCGUUGCGUCUGUGCCUUUUUUUGCAAAUGCUGAUUCAAACUUUGUUUCUGAUGUUGUAACGAAACUGAAAUAUGAAGUUUUUCAACCCGGUGAUAUUAUUAUAAAGGAAGGAACCAUUGGAACAAAAAUGUAUUUUAUUCAGGAAGGUGUUGUUGAUAUUGUUAUGGCGAACGGAGAGGUUGCGACUUCUCUUUCUGAUGGUUCAUAUUUCGGUGAAAUCUGUCUACUGACGAACGCAAGGAGAGUAGCCAGUGUACGCGCGGAAACGUAUUGCAAUUUAUUUUCUUUAAGCGUGGAUCACUUCAAUUGUGUUUUGGAUCAAUACCCCUUGAUGCGCAAAACUAUGGAAACAGUUGCUGCAGAGCGAUUAAACAAAAUCGGGAAGAAUCCAAAUAUUAUGCAACAAAAAGAUGAGCAAAUUAGUAAUCCGGAAUCAAACACUAUAACCGCAGUAGUGAAUGCGUUAGCUGCCGAGGCAGACGACUGCAAGGAUGACGAUAUCGAUAUCAAGGAGAAUUUGCUUCACGGUUCGGAAUCUAGUUUCACGGGGCCAGUACAAACGAUACGAGAAGGGUUACCGAGGCCCAGAAGCGGCGAGUUUCGUGCUCUCUUUGAGGGAAAUACCCCAUGACACUGAAGCUUGGAGCGAAUUGGUACAUAGCAAGAACAAGUAGUGCAAUAACAACUAUUGCAAUUGCAAUACCGAGGGCAACUACGACGGGAAACAAUAUGAUAAAGCAUCGGAAGGAUGUACAUACAUACACACAACCAUAUUACGUGAUGAUCACAAAGAGAGAAACACUUGAACAUAUUGUUAAUAUGUACUCAUACUCGUUAUGAUGCAACUAAUGUCCUCAGCAAUUAAUCAUAAUUUCAGCUCCGCUAACUGUGAUGACUUUAAUAAUAAGAAUCGAAAUUUGAAAACUGGUGAACUAACUCUACUACAUACAAAAUUCAUACAUAAAUGCAUGAAAAUAACUUAAUACAUAUAAAAAAUCGACAAAAACCCAUGAUAAUUAUAAAUAAAUAAAAUGUAGUAAAUUAAUGAAAACCAAAUAUAUAUAUAAAUAUGUAUAUCUAUAGAAUACAAAUAACUCGCUAGUGUACAGGUUAUUUAAGAAAAAACGACGACGAUGGCGACUCGAAGAGACUUCAAACUACACUAUAGAAUUAUAAAUAAAUUUGAAAAAUAUAUGAAAAAAAAAUUAGAAUCAUAAACCAAAGAGGCAUUAAACAUCCCUACCUACCAAAACAUGCAAACAAAGUAAGUUGCAUGUUUAGACACGCUGUAUUGCAAUUAUUAUUACUAUUAAAGCCGUAUCAAAACUUAUAAGUUAAAUUAAUUUA